UAUGGCAAUAGACAGCUGAAAGCCUGAAAGCAUUUCUCCCACGAAGGUGACACCCCUUCAUGGCGCCAUUAAUGGACAUUGAAUUCUGAAGGAAGAUGAUGCAAAAGAGAAAACAUUAAAAAAAUAAAAAUAAAUAAAUCUUAAAAAAUAAGAAAAUGAAAUAAACGACCAAAAAUUGAAAGCUUGGAACCUGGUAGACCAGCUGUGACUGUCGGCGAAUAUCUAAGCACACCCAUAAGCACCCCUCUUCUCUCAUUCUCUCUCUAAACUCUUCCAUUGACCUUGUGUUUGAGUUUGUGUUAGGCAUUGUUUUGUUCUUCAGUUUGGCAUCAAAGAUUGAAACUUACAAUAUUUUUCAUUGGAGUUUGCAAAAAACAUCAUCAUGGGUAUGCUAUUAUUGCCCAUUGGUGUUGUCUUGGUACUUGUGGUGAGGGACUAUUGAAUGAAGCUGCAUACCCUGAUGGUGUUUUGGUCACAGAUGAUUCUAAUCUAUUGCAGAAGCAAUGUAGAACAAGCUUGUUGCAGCUCUGUGCAUAAGAAUGAAUCGUUUUGAUUUGGAAAUGGUUUGAUUUUGCUGCAAAAAGUGAGGAUUUUGAGAAGUUUGAAGUGUGAGAUUGGUUGCUAGCUUCGGUGGUGUUCUUCUUUUUUGUUUGUGGUUUUUUUGUUUGGGUUUUGAGGAAUUAGAGAUUGGUGGAUUGAGAGCAAUGGAGUCUAGGAUGGAUCAGUAUGAGAUCAUGGAGCAGAUCGGUCGUGGAGCUUUUGGAGCUGCUAUUCUUGUUAAUCAUAAGGCUGAGAGGAAGAAAUAUGUGCUGAAAAAAAUCAGGCUUGCCAGGCAGACUGAAAGAUGCAGAAGAUCUGCUCAUCAAGAGAUGGCUCUUAUUGCUAGAAUCCAGCACCCUUACAUUGUGGAAUUCAAGGAGGCAUGGGUUGAGAAGGGUUGCUAUGUCUGUAUUGUCACUGGAUACUGUGAAGGUGGAGACAUGGCUGAAUUGAUGAAAAAACAAAAUGGUGCUUACUUUCCUGAGGAGAAACUCUGCAAAUGGUUCACUCAAUUACUGUUGGCAGUGGAAUACCUGCAUUCAAAUUAUGUUUUACAUCGUGACCUAAAGUGUUCCAACAUCUUUCUUACCAAGGAUCAGGAUAUUCGCCUUGGGGAUUUUGGGCUUGCUAAGACACUCAAAGCAGAUGAUUUGGCUUCCUCAGUGGUAGGAACUCCAAAUUAUAUGUGUCCUGAACUGCUUGCAGAUAUUCCGUAUGGAUUCAAAUCCGACAUUUGGUCACUGGGGUGUUGUAUAUACGAGAUGGCUGCUCAUCGCCAUGCUUUUAAAGCCUUUGAUAUGGCAGGAUUGAUAAGCAAGAUAAACCGUUCCUCUAUUGGUCCUUUGCCUCCUUGUUACUCCCCUGCAUUGAAAAUACUGAUAAAGGGCAUGCUGAGAAAAAGUCCUGAGCAUCGUCCAACAGCAUCUGAGGUGUUAAAGCACCCUUAUUUGCAACCUUAUGUUGAUCAAUAUCGUCCAUCUUUCAGUCCUCCAACAUCAUUUUCUCCUGAAAAACCAAUUAAUGUUACUGUUCGCCAAAAGAAGAUGGCUGAAAGUCAAAACAGUAGUGGUUCAAGCAGUGACAAAGAUAGUUUGAUGUCAAAUGAUAGAAACAUUGCAACAGCAAUGCCAAAGUGUGAUAACAAGGCCACAGAGAUGGAUAUUCCCUCAAUUGAUGAUGAUGAUGAUGAUGCUGAUGGCUCAGAGCAUCUCCCUCCCAGUGAGGAAGAAAAUGGCUCUAGCAAUGGCAAUACGAAAACAACAGAACAUGAGGUCAUGAAACCAUCUCAUAAUGAACAGUGUUCUAAUGUUGAAUCUAGACAGCAGCCAAAAACAAUCAGAAAUAUCAUGAUGGCACUGAAGGAAGGAAAAGUUAGAGAUGCAACUUCUCCAAUGCGAGGAAGUCGUGUAAAGAGUGGUGGUGUAUCAACACAGAAAAUAAAUCCAGAAACAUUGUCUAACUCUAAACUGCCUAAACCAACUUUUAUUGCUCCUAGUUUGAAGGCUAAUUUAGAGUCACCAAAUGUUGCACUUGCAAAACCAACCCCGGAUUCAUCAAAACGAAUACCGGGAUCACACCAUUUAAAGCAUCAGUUACUGAUGACAGAACCCUCACCUAAAGUUAAACCAAGACAUGAUUUGACUCCACCAUCUGGUCUUAUCAAACAAGUAGAAGGAGACGGGGCUCCUCCCAGGCCAAGACAAAGGACUCCCCCAAGCUUACUUCGACGUCCUUCGUUUCCGGGGAGAAUGAGGCUGGCUGGGCAUGAUGUUCCAAAUGCAGUUAAUGAUUCUGCGAAGCUAAGUCCGAGUAAAAUAGAACAGGAGCCUGAGAUGAGCCAUUUUCAGUUUAACAAUGGCGAUGUUCGACAUAUUUCUAGACAGAUUACUAGGGAACCUCAGAAGGCUUUUGAAAGAAGUUCCAAAGGAAUGCAAACAGACAGCAGUAAUUCUGCCUCAUCUUCAGUUUCUAUUCAAGGAUAUGAACAUGCUGAUGAUGCUACAACUUUUGUUGACUUGAGAGAGCAGAUGCAUCCUGAUCACGAAAGCGUAGCUGUAACCCACAUUGUAGGUCCGGAAUCAUGUCCUGACAGAAGGCGACCGACAACAGGUUCACGGUGUAAGAUGGUUGAAGAAGUGUCUGAGGAAACCUGUGAAGUCAACCUGAAUUUUCAGAAUACUAUUAGUCAUAAUGAGAAAGUGAGUUCAAGUUUAACUCUUGAUCACCCUGUUGAAAAUUCUACAAUAAUGUAUGCUUCAGAAGAUAGUCUUACCAGAAAUCAGACAACUACAUCUUCUGCUUAUGGGUGUGAUAAUAGAUCUCUAGAACCCCCUUCUGAAGCCGCCAAAGGAAUCAAAGAUCUUCAAGAUACUUCUAAAGAAAUAUCUUUGACCAAGUCUGUUAAACAUCCACCCGCAAUUGCUGGAGAAAGGUCAGUUUGUGAAGAAGUUGGUCCAGUGAGUAAACUCAACAUUAGUCCUGAUAUAGUUAAUCAACAAAACCUUGCUUGUAAGUCCACUGGUCAUGACAAAUUCACAGUGAGAGAGAGACUGUCAUCGGUGACUGAAACUGCCCCUCUGAUUACGACUACUCAAAUAACAAGCCAGAAAGCUUUGCAAGAGAAAGAAACUGUCUUGACGAAUCCAGCACCAGAAAAACCAGAUACUGGACAUCUUCCUACAGCCUUUGAUGAAGUCAUCCAUGUGAUACGCCACAGUAGUUACCGUGUUGGGAGUGAGCAGACAGUAAAGGAAUCUGUGGAGAUGGGAGCUCAAAAUGUAGAUCUUGGUAAAUAUAUCAAUAUUGCGAGGGAUGAUGUAGAAAUGAGAAACAUAAGCUCUCCUUUGACCCUUAAAUCUUCAAAUUCCUCUGAAGCUGCAAGCUUGAAAUCAAGUAUUUCUGAUCAAUUGGAAAUGAGAAACAUGAGUACCCCUCCUACCAUCAAACCUUCAAGUUUAUCUGAUGCUUCAAGCUUGAAAUCAAGCAUUUCUGAUCACCCUGGUCUUAAGGAACCAGAUGUGAGUGACCUUGUUUCUUUAGUUUCAGAACCUGAUUCCCCUGAGCUUAGUAAAUGCAUCACUCCCACAACUGAAGACAAACCACCACUGGCGAAGGAAACAAUGGACGUGAAAUCUUUCAGGCAGCGAGCGGAGGCACUUGAAGAGCUCUUAGAAUUUUCUGCAGAGUUGCUGCAGCAAGAAAGAUUGGAAGAACUUAAAGUUGUCCUAAAGCCCUUUGGGAAAGACAAGGUCUCCCCAAGGGAGACAGCCAUUUGGUUAGCCAGGAGUCUUAAGGGAAUGAUGUCUGAGGAAAGUGGGGGAAGAAGUUCAUGAGGUAUCUUUAUUCUUACCUGAUGACUUUGCUUGUAUUUGAUGCUUAAAAUUUGCUUUAAUAGUUCAUAGCUAUUCAAGUACCACUUGAUUUUUUAUUCUGCUUCUUUCAUUAUUGUAAUUCUUUCUGUACUUUUAUGCUGCUGUAAAUAGUGACCAUACAAAUUAAUAACAUCAAAUAACGAUCAAUUGUAUUGUA
Messenger RNA from Lotus japonicus, 4068 nucleotides. RefSeq names its product serine/threonine-protein kinase Nek5-like. Bases 705 to 3872 code for a protein of 1055 amino acids. Gene Ontology annotation, cellular component: cortical microtubule. The record is from RefSeq and is a predicted model, not a curated record. Gene Ontology annotation, biological process: protein phosphorylation; microtubule-based process. The transcript has 14 exons. NCBI's taxonomy places the organism in Eukaryota, Viridiplantae, Streptophyta, Magnoliopsida, Fabales, Fabaceae. Gene Ontology annotation, molecular function: protein kinase activity; ATP binding.